GAACUUGCCAGUUAUUGCUCAUCAGCUCAAAGAAAAAUAGCAGAAUCUCUCAUGGCAAAGGAGGAGGUGGUGAAGGUUUUAGGUUUCUGGGUUAGCCCAUUUGUGCGCAGAGUAGAGUGGGCUCUGAAACUCAAAGGCGUUGAUUACGAGUACAUAGAAGAAGACAUCUUUAACAAGAGCUCUUCGCUUAUUCAGCUAAAUCCCGUCCAUAAGAAGGUCCCUGUACUUAUUCACAACCAGAAAAUAAUCGCUGAGUCCUUCAUUAUCCUCGAGUAUAUCGACGAGACAUGGAAGGACAAGUAUACGUUACUGCCUCAAGAUCCUCAUGAAAGAGCCCAGGCCCGCUUCUGGGCUAAAUUUGCAGAAGAGAAGAUUACGGAAGCUGCAUGGAAUGCCCUGUGCUCCUUUGGAGAUGAAAAAGAAAGAGCAAUAAAAUUGACCAUUGAAGCCCUGCAAAAGAUAGAGGAAGAGCUAAAACUAAAAGGGAAGCAAUUUUUUGGAGGAGAAAGAAUUGGAUAUGUGGACAUUGCUGUAGGAUGGAUCUCUUACUGGUUGCCUGUAUGGGAAGAAGUUGGAUCUAUGAAGAUCCUCGAGAGCCAGCAAUUUCCAGCAAUUUCUUCAUGGAUGCACAGAUUUAUCAACCAUCCUUUGAUCAAGGACAAUUUGCCUCCCAGGGAUAAGAUGGUUGUUUACUUCAAGGGUCGCCGAGACGUACUAACUUCUGAGCCUCAUGGGUGGCUUCGGAUUUAAUGAAUAUCUUUCCUUGUGGGAGAUUAUUAGAUGCAUAUUUUUCCUUGUGGGAGGUUAUUAGAUGCACCAAUUGCAUAUGCAUCAUCUUUUAUAAUCAGGUGGGAUGUACUAUUCAUAGAAAAGUUCUUGUAUGCACGUGGAUGUAUAUAUACUCAAUCAAUAAAAAAUUAAUAAACUAUUAUUUUAA
Hevea brasiliensis (rubber tree) is the source of this 937-nucleotide messenger RNA. RefSeq names its product glutathione transferase GST 23. Gene Ontology annotation, cellular component: cytoplasm. The record is from RefSeq and is a predicted model, not a curated record. The coding region runs from base 52 to 750 and encodes 232 amino acids. Gene Ontology annotation, molecular function: glutathione transferase activity. The transcript has 2 exons. Gene Ontology annotation, biological process: glutathione metabolic process. NCBI's taxonomy places the organism in Eukaryota, Viridiplantae, Streptophyta, Magnoliopsida, Malpighiales, Euphorbiaceae.